Molecule: messenger RNA, 2911 nt
Organism: Drosophila elegans
Lineage: Eukaryota; Metazoa; Arthropoda; Insecta; Diptera; Drosophilidae
Product: ankyrin repeat and sterile alpha motif domain-containing protein 1B
Exons: 9
Coding region: 172-2772 (866 amino acids)
Cellular component (GO): cytosol
Molecular function (GO): protein binding
Source: RefSeq, a predicted model, not a curated record
CAACACUAGUCAUAAGCUAGAUCGGCUCCACGUAAAUAAAGUUUUAAAGCAUUUCGCGGAGGCAAACAAGUGAACGGUUUAUUUUAUGGCUGUAGGUCAUAUAGCUGAACGUGGACGUGGAAAUAGCAGUUACCUAGUCUUGGAGGAGUCGGAGUCGGUGGCGGAUGAGCAAUGGGCAAGGAUCAACAUUUGCUGGAGGCAUCCCGUGGGGGCGAUAUCAAGACGGUGGACAAACUGCUGGAUCACUCGAGCAAGCGACAUGGUCCCUUGUCCAGCUUUCGGCGCAGCCCCAGCAUAAACUGUCAGGACAUGAAUGGCUACACCUCCCUGCACCAUGCUUGCCUAAAUGGCCAUGGGGACAUUGUGCGGCUACUUCUCGCCCACCAUGCCCUGCUGGAUGUCCCCGACAUUCGCGGCUCCACGCCCCUUUUCCUGGCCGCCUGGGCGGGGCACCAGGACAUUGUGAAGAUGCUGCUGAUGCACACGCCCACGGGCGCGAAUCCCAAUGCCCAGACCAUCGAAAACGAGACACCGUUGCAUUCGGGUGCCCAGCAUGGACACAAUGCCGUGGUAGCCAUCCUGCUGUCCUACGGCGCAGAUCCCGCCAUACGCAACAAUAGCUUCCAAACGGCCUUGGACUUGGCCGCCCAAUUUGGCCGCCUGCAGGUUGUUCAAACUCUGCUACGCGUUUAUCCUGACCUCAUAUUGCCUUACAAAAGUUUGGGGUCGGACGACGAGGAAGAGAAGCUUCUGGGCUGCUUGCCCAUUAAACACAUCUUCACGCACACCUGUUUGCAUCUGGCCAGUCGAAACGGCCACAAGAAGGUAGUGGAAACGCUGCUCGCCGCCGGCGUCGAUGUUAACAUACUCACCCACGCGGGAAGUGCCCUCCACGAGGCGGCCCUCUGUGGCAAAAAGUCCGUGGUGCUCACUCUGCUCCGGGCUGGAAUCUAUGUGCAUGCUACCGAUGGCAACGGACGCACCGCCCUGGACAUACUCUCCGAUUAUCCGCCGCAUGUGACCUACGACAUUGUGGCCGCCAUCAAUGAGUUCACCCAGGCGGCGAGGGAACGGCAGAAGCCAGUUGCUGUGGAAAACGGCACACAGUCGUUGCCGAAGCGGCUGUUCGAGAAGAACUCGCAGCGCCAGAAGCUGCCGCCAAGACAGAGGAAAAAGCAACAAGAUCACCAAGUCAACAACGGACUUUCGCACUCUUUAAGCUCGCUGGACGUUUUCGCCAAGGCGCCAGAGAACUACCUGCAGAUGAAGCCGAUUGUGCAGCAAAAGUCCUGCGACGAAUUAAAUGCCACGGAUCUGUGGGCCAACUACAAGCCGGUGUACAAGCAGCACAUCCUUCCCAGCUUUCGCACUUGCAGCGACAUCUCCAACGGAUCGGUUCCCUCGAGGUCGUACGAGUACAUUAAUUUGCUGAAGAACGGCUCCACCAGCGACGAGAACUCCGCCAGCACCAGUAACAACUCUGCGGUGCGUCAACAAGCGGUGGCUUCGUAUGUGGAGAUGACGUUGCCAUCGCCACCGGUUCCCAAACCACGCACUCGAAUAAACGACGAAUACAACGACUAUGCGAAUCUGGUGCCCGUAGACGAAGGCAGCUGCGUGGCAGCUGUGUCUGUGGAUAAUAACAAUAACAGCAAUGGUAAUGCCACCGGCAAUGGCAAGAAAUUGCGAUCGGUUCGCCAUUCGCCCACGCCGGAUUAUCCGCCACCCACGGUCACGGAGGCGGAGCACACGAUCUUCAACUUCAUUCAGCCGGUGACGCUGCGCAAGAACAGCUUUCUGGAACCGGGGGAAACCCAGCGGACCACCACCACCUCUGUAAACUCCGACCAGGUGGAGGAGUACGUGGCCGACAACCCUUUUGCUGGACUGUUUAAGGGAUCCACUCUGAACUUGUCCGCUGAUGCGGUAGAUGGUAAGGUUUCCAUGCCCAUGGAUCGAGAGUUUCUCCGAUCGCCUAGCAUGGUGAGAUCGGCACACGCACAAAAUCACCGACGCAGCCUGUCCAGGCAGCGAUUCUCCGCAUUGGGAGAGGACUUCAGUGCCUCUCGAGUUUGGGCCGAGAUCGAUACGAUAUUUGAGAACAUCGGCAACGAAGUGUCCACAGUGGGGCAGAAAGAAGUCGAAGAGGGUUUAGAUGACCCAUCAAGCCGGUCCUUGGAGGACUCUAGGCAAUCGUUGCACAUUAGAGAUCCGGCGGAGCUGUUAUUGGGCAGAAAACAGAGCUCCGCCUCCAAUUGGUGCCACUCUCCAUACACACUGAUCCAUGGAGAAAUACGAUAUUCCCUGUUUUAUCUCGGCUCGACGGUAAUACGAAAGCUGCAAGGCACCCUGUCAACUCGGAAAUCUAUUCAGAAACUAAAGAUUGAUGAGAACAUGAAGUCGGCGGCGAGUGUAAGUGAUUUCAGUUUGCUGGAGAACUGCACCACGUCGACAAAGUAUCUGAAGGCUGCCAAUCUCCAGACGCGUCUCAAUGUGGACAUUGCAGUUUCCUGCAUCGGCGUUAAGUUUAUAGAUCACGAGAAAAAGACUGCCAUUUGUUGCCAUGAUAUUGAGAAUAUUAAUUGUGUUUGCCAGGAUUCGGAGGAUUUGCGCUACUUUGCAUACAUAACCAAAGAGCAGGAUCUGCACUAUUGCCACGUCUUUAUGGUGGAUAGCUUGGAGCUGGCCCAGGAAAUCAUUCUGACACUGGGACAGGCCUUUGAGGUUGCCUAUCAACUAGCUUUGAGCAGACAGGGAACGCCCCUGAACUAGGAGUGCUAAGCCAUGAAAGUGCCAAAAGUGUUUACUAUUUAUUUUAUUGCAUUUCACAUGUAAAUGUAUUUUUCAUUUGCUAGUCGUUGAUGCCAUCUCGAUGCUGGUUUUGCUACAAAUAAAGCAGCUCACAUGUUAA